Messenger RNA from Polypterus senegalus (gray bichir), 1703 nucleotides. It is a transcript of the gene mnx1, whose product is annotated as motor neuron and pancreas homeobox 1. Bases 103 to 1053 code for a protein of 316 amino acids. The transcript is spliced from 3 exons. Gene Ontology annotation, cellular component: nucleus. Gene Ontology annotation, biological process: neuron projection morphogenesis; spinal cord motor neuron cell fate specification; regulation of DNA-templated transcription. The record is from RefSeq and is a predicted model, not a curated record. Gene Ontology annotation, molecular function: DNA-binding transcription factor activity, RNA polymerase II-specific; sequence-specific double-stranded DNA binding. NCBI's taxonomy places the organism in Eukaryota, Metazoa, Chordata, Cladistia, Polypteriformes, Polypteridae.
UCCUAACAGUUCUGUUUGAGCAGCUAAGCAUUCUAAUACCGCAGGUUUUUAUUGUUGAAAUUAAUUUGAAAACUACGGCAUCUGGAACACGAAUCAACUCUAAUGGAAAAAUCAAAAAACUUCCGCAUCGACGCGCUUUUAGCAGUCGAUCCGCCAAAAGUACAGACUUCACCUCUCGCCCUGGUCACAUCUCUGUCUUCUACGUCUCUUCCUUCACCUGGAGGUGUAUCCACUUCAGACCUCAAUGGUAGCGCCGAUUCCUUAAGGACUGAAACACCGUCUCCACCUCGGAUUUCUGCUUGUGGCCUUAUACCUAAACCGGGCUUCCUGAGUGUCCCCCACUCUAAUAUGGUCGGAUUACACCCCCAGAGCACUACCGGCAUUCCGUCUCAGGCACUCUAUGGACACCCCAUGUACACCUAUUCUGCUGCCGCACUGGGGCAACACCCGGCGUUAUCAUAUUCAUAUCCUCAGAUCCAUGGAUCCCACCAGCACCAUCCCAGUGAUCCUAUCAAACUGACCCCCGGGACCUUUCAGCUGGACCACUGGUUGCGUGUCUCUACUGCAGGAAUGAUGCUACCAAAGAUGUCUGACUUCAACUCUCAGACGCAAUCUAAUUUACUGGGGAAGUGCAGAAGGCCGAGAACUGCAUUUACAAGCCAGCAACUUUUGGAACUGGAGCACCAGUUUAAGUUAAAUAAAUACCUGUCCAGACCGAAAAGAUUUGAAGUGGCAACUUCACUGAUGUUAACGGAAACGCAGGUAAAAAUCUGGUUUCAGAACAGACGCAUGAAGUGGAAAAGGAGUAAAAAAGCUAAAGAACAGGCUGCUCAAGAAGCGGAGAGACAGAAAAAUAACCCGAAUCAGGACAAAUCGGACGGGUUUCAGGAAAAAGCGGACUACCAAAAAGGCGACUCCCUUAAAAGCAAUCGGAUAAGCGAAUUUAGAGACAGUGAUGAUGACGAUGAAGGGGAGAACUUCUUGUACAACUCUUCAGAAUGUUCUUCAGAAGACGAAAGAAGCCACAACAGACACAGUGGACCACCGCAGUGAGCUGUACAAGAACGAGUCUUGCAGCAGGUUUUGACUUUAUUGUUUUAUGAACCACAGACCUCUUCUUCAUUUGGAUGCUUUCGACUUCGUUGUUAAAACAUUUGUAGAUAUGGCACAUGUGUUCAAAGAUUUAUAUAGAAAUAAAAUAACUGAAGACAUUGACUUCGUCAAAAUAGGUACCAUCGUGCCAAGGCUUUUAUUGCUUGGAUUAUAAACGAUUAAUUAACGUGAUAUUCCCACAAGUCCUAUAAAACACUCGUUACUGAUUUGAACUUUUGUUAGGAUUUGUAUUUACUUAAAGGCGCUACGUUUGUUGACAAUAAAAAGGUCAUUUAUGAAUUAUCGAGGAAUGCUCAUGAAAUUUUGUGUCCGUCUCAACAGUGUUAUGUGUCUGUUCAGUCAGAAAUUGAAAGGCGUCUCGCUUUUCUGAUAUUUCCAAUGAAAUUUCAGUUGAACCGCAGGAAAUGCGUGGUUCUUUCAAAUAAAUGAAAUUAUUUGUGUCAUAAAUGCUAAAACUGUUUAAAAGCCUACCAUGUUUAUUUUUAUAUAUUGUAUUUAUAAAGUGGCUCUGUGUGUGCAUGCUAAAUUAUAAUUUAGCCUUUUCCCGUUGUGCAGAAGGUGUAAAAAUAAAAAUGGUUUUGUACAUUAAA